AUGGAGAUCUUUGUCUUCAUGGCCUCAUUGGGACUCAUACCUGCUGGGGUCCGUGACAUCACUCAGCUGGAGUCUUCAGGAGGUCCCUUCACCCCUACACUGAGAUUCAAGGCUCCAGGAUGUUGGAACAGAGGGGGUGAAAUGUCACCCAUUGAGCAGAGCACUUCUCCCGAAGAAGGGAUGGAUGCAACCAUGCUUGAACAGCAGACGCAGAGAUGUGCUAAGAAACCCCUACAAAGGAAACAGGUCAGGAUUCCAGCUAUGAAGUCUGGCAGAAGUGACCCUCCAGAGAAGACGUCACAAAGCACAGACCAUGUGAUGGACUUCCAGGAUUCCUCAAGUCUUCUUGGGUCUCAGGUGACUACCAGCACUGGGCAGCCACACAGAAGCUCUGAGGACGCAGAGUCCAUUCAGUCCGAGAAUGAAGACUACAAAUGCAGUGUCUGUGGCAAAACUUUUAGUCAUAAGUUCCGGCUUAGCCGACACCAGAAAAUACACGCUAGAGAAAGGCCUUUUAAGUGCUCUGAAUGUGGGAGAUCCUUCCGGCAAAAUGCCCAUCUCACUGUGCACUUGAGAAUCCACACUGGAGAAAAUCUAUUUAAAUGCAGCGAAUGUGGAACAGCUUUCAAUUAUAAAAACUCUCUCACUCACCAUCUAAAUGCCCACAAUGGAGAAAUGCCUUAUAAGUGUAAUAAAUGUGGGAGAUUGUACAGGAACAAAUCCAGCUUGGUAUGUCAUUAUCGAGUCCACACCGGUGAAAAGCCCUAUAAGUGCUUUAAAUGUGGGAAAUCAUUUAAGGAAAAAUCCGGCCUUUGUUAUCAUGACCGUGUGCACAAUGGGGAAAGGCCUUUUGAGUGUAGUGAAUGUGGAAAAUGCUUCAUCCAAAAAUCUCACCUUGUGAAACACCAAAAUGUCCACAGCAAGCCUUUCAUGUGCAAUGAGUGUGAGAGGAUCUUCACUUCCGGUUACAGCCUCAUUAGACAUAAGAAGUUCACGACGCAAGAAAGCAGUAGGAGUGCAAAGAAUGCAACAAAGUGUAUUGCAAUAAACAUCUAUAAACAUCGCAAGGGUCACAACAGAUAG
This is a messenger RNA of Mus pahari (shrew mouse), 1083 nucleotides long. Its product is annotated as zinc finger protein 525-like. Gene Ontology annotation, biological process: regulation of transcription by RNA polymerase II. Gene Ontology annotation, molecular function: DNA-binding transcription factor activity; RNA polymerase II cis-regulatory region sequence-specific DNA binding. The coding region runs from base 1 to 1083 and encodes 360 amino acids. The record is from RefSeq and is a predicted model, not a curated record. The transcript is spliced from 4 exons. NCBI's taxonomy places the organism in Eukaryota, Metazoa, Chordata, Mammalia, Rodentia, Muridae.